This is a messenger RNA of Daphnia carinata, 576 nucleotides long. RefSeq lists its product as uncharacterized. The transcript has 5 exons. Lineage: Eukaryota; Metazoa; Arthropoda; Branchiopoda; Diplostraca; Daphniidae. Bases 103 to 480 code for a protein of 125 amino acids. The record is from RefSeq and is a predicted model, not a curated record.
CCAUAUGGCCAAUCGUCGUCAAUUUGUAGGGAUAUAAAAGCGCAUCGGUAACACAAGCAAAAUCAUCGGCUACAUCUCGUCGCUUCUCAUCAGAAUUCCAAAAUGCGUUCGCAGUCAGCUUGUGGAUUUUUAGUCUUGGUUGUUCUCGGUUGCGUGCUACCAACAAUCUUUGCCGCUACGUCGAAUAUUGCAUACGGUCACCAAGAAAACGAACUGGCAGUUAACGAUAGAAACGAUUUGACUGACGUCGAUGAAAACGCGUUGAUAGCGUUUAUAAUUAAGAAAUUUGGAUGCGCCGCGGUCAGAGCUGCUGCUACAGCGUGUAAGUUGAUACGCAACGCUGAAAUCAAUGAUGAAGUUCUGCUCGAGAGAUCUGGUGACGAAUCUAUGGACCAAAUUGACAUGAAUGCCGUGGAUUUAGCUAAGAAAUACGGUUGUAGGAUAGUAAAACUCUUGGCGAAGGCUUGCAAGAUAAUCUAGUAAAUAAGUGGCUACGAUUUCAGGAUGGGUACUUUAUUGAUCGAUAAUCGUUUGUGUUCUGGUGGAGAGGCAAUAAAAAGGGAAUUUGCAUAUCAA